Messenger RNA from Culicoides brevitarsis, 1173 nucleotides. It is a transcript of the gene Tim23, whose product is annotated as mitochondrial import inner membrane translocase subunit Tim23. Gene Ontology annotation, molecular function: transmembrane protein transporter activity. The coding region runs from base 137 to 760 and encodes 207 amino acids. The transcript is spliced from 2 exons. Gene Ontology annotation, cellular component: mitochondrial inner membrane; TIM23 mitochondrial import inner membrane translocase complex. Gene Ontology annotation, biological process: protein import into mitochondrial matrix. NCBI's taxonomy places the organism in Eukaryota, Metazoa, Arthropoda, Insecta, Diptera, Ceratopogonidae. The record is from RefSeq and is a predicted model, not a curated record.
UCCUCGACUUUUCACAACAAAAAGUCACAUUUCUGCGCAGGAAAAAAGUCCUGUGUCUCCCAUUCAUCGACAUCAAAAUCGAUUCGAACGACAAAAACGGUGCAGUUUUCGCAACGCUCCGCAUCCCGACAACAGAAUGAGUGAAGAUUUCCUUAACAAACCGCUGUCCUUCGAUUCUCCGUCAUCGAGUGUGCCGUCUCCAACGGCUCCCACAAAGUCCAAAGGGAGUCUCGCGCCGGCUCUCUCGCCAUACCUCAACUAUGAUCCGCGUUACCUGAACAACAUCAGUCAGCCGGAAUUCAUCUUCCCGGAGGGUGCGUCGAAGCAACGAGGUCGUUUCGAACUGGCUUUCGCGCAAAUUGGCUCGUCGGUGAUGAUUGGAGCCGCGAUUGGAGGCGCCGCGGGAUUGUAUAAUGGCGUACGAGCAACAGCUUUGGCAGGACAAACGGGACAAAUUCGCCGGACGCAACUUUUGAAUCACGUCAUGAAACAGGGAUCGGCGACAGCAAACACUUUGGGCACCUUGACAGUCAUGUAUUCGGCCUUUGGCGUGCUUUUCUCGUGGGCACGCGGCGAAGACGACGAAAUUAACACAGUUUUGGCGGGCACAGCGACGGGACUUUUGUACAAAUCCACAAGUGGAUUGCGGAGAUGCUUGGUAGGCGGCGGCGUGGGCUUGGCACUCACUUCGGCUUACGUCCUGUGGAAUUUGGGCUCGUCCUCGACAAAAAUCACAGAUUUGCGGAAUCAAUAUUUAUAGCCAAUAUAAAGUUAGACAAGUUGAAAAUUGAACGUAGUUUCCCAAUUUUUUGUUCAAAUCGGUCCCAGAUGUAGAUACUUUUUUUUUUAAAUUAGUUUUAAAGGCAACAAUAAGAAAUAACAAACGAAAAAUCAUCAUUGUCGAAGCAAAAAGUUCGGUUCGAGUCCCGAGUCUAGUCACUUUCUGCAAUUUUCCGUUUCACGCAGAGGCGGAUUCAACCUCAGCCGACUAAAUUUCGAGAAAAUCUGCAAAAAAUCAAAGAAAUUCGGUACAGUGAUACAAAUAAAAUAAAAGUAAAUUAAUUUUUUGCUCUCACAAGUCGGUCUCUUCUUCCAUUUUUACCAUUUCAAGGAAGAAAAAGCUCGAAAUUGCGGAAAAAAAAUUAAUUUACUCACAAAAAAAUAGAAAAAACA